GUCUUGGUCACGUGGACAUUGGGUGAUACCGGACCCUUGAUUCAUAGAGUAUCCAAUACGUUUCGGUAGUAAAGUCAGACAUUUUAACUGGAGCAGCUCCCACGAGGCCGAGUGAAGACUACUCAUGCUCAGUGCAUGCCGAUUAUGAAUCUAUUAGUGAAAAUAACCUAUGUGAGCAUGCCACCGCAGCUGUGGGUUGAGAAUACAUCAAUUUUUGUUUCUGGAAGCCUUGUAAUUGAGUGCGUUUUUAACAAUGGGCUUACAAUGUUUGUGCCACAAUUUGUAUAUACCAGCGGGUAUGAUAGCCCUGAUUUCGCAACAUAGUGCCACAUGAAAUAUGCAUGACCGACUUGACAUUUGGCCUUUACCAGCAAACGGCACAGAUGCAGUUUGUGUGUGUCAUGAUCGAGCCAUCCAGGUUUACAGCCUCAGUCAAUAGUCUGUCACCGUCGUCACAACGAUGAACAGUCUAUGAUGCCGGCACUGGCUGCGCACGAUCCAUUCUGCGAGUACGACUUACGUUCUGCUGCAACUUGAGCGUGAACUGUCUUCAAGCUGGGCAUGGAUGUCGACGCUGCCCUACAGAAUGUCGGUGGCUUCGGUCCCUUACAGAAGGCGAACUUCUUCCUAUGCAGCCUGGCAACUUUACUGGCACCGAUCCACAUGAUCGGGCCAGCCCUCUCGGUGGGCCAGCCCGACGGUUAUCGAUGCCGGCCGCCACCGGGCUUCACGUUGAACGAGACGGUGCCUUACCUGGGAGGCGACGCGGACGAGGACACCUACGACAGUUGUCAUCUGUACCGAGUAAGGAAUGGCAGCGUCACCUCUGAGCUGACCACUUGCUUGCAUGGAUGGGAGUACGAGUCCACCCACGGGGAAACAAGCGUGGUAACUGACCUGGAUCUAGUCUGUGAAAAACGUCUACUCGGCGGCACGAUCCAGUCCAUCAGCUACAUCGGCUGUCUCCUUGGGUCGCUUAUUCUGGGCCAAAUGUCCGAUACUUACGGCCGGCGUAAGAGUCUAAUAUGUUCGCUCCUCGGUCUCGGAGUCUGCGGAACCGUAGUCAGUUGUGCCUGGAACUACUACCUGAUAGCGGCACUCUUCUUUGGCGUUGGGUUUUGGUUGGGGGGCACUGUUGUCAUCAGUUACGUUUUGGCCAUAGAGAUGUGCACCACAGAUAGGCGAAUGAAAGGCCAUGUCGUGAACGGCGUCAUGUACGGUACUGGCGUGUUGCUGGUGGGGCCGCUGGCCUAUGUCUUCCCCAACUGGAGGCACUUCCAGCUUGCCAUUUCGUUGCCAAGCUUUCUGCUUCUACCUUUCAUCAUUCUCUGUUCCGAAUCUCCAAGGUGGCUGGUUCAAAAAGGUCGGUUCGAGGAGGCGGAAAAAAUCAUCGCCAGAUUUGCCAAGUCCAAUAAAGUGCCUUACUCCAAGGUGCUGAGUGUCCACGAUGAAACUAAAGACUUCCCACUGGAGGAUGUUUCCUGUAUCGAUCGUGAGUCCAGCGAUGCGACUGAUCACAGAAACGGCUACGCAAAAGUUCAGAAUGGCAAACUGCCAUCGACAGUAUCGAUGAUUGAGAAAUCGAAUCACGGCAUGAGGGAUCGAAAACGACUGUAUUCGACGUUUCACCUGUUUACCACGAAGAAGAUGGCUGCUCGGACUCUCAUAUUAUUUCUUUGCUGGUUCACAGCAAAUUGUGUAUACUUCGGAUCGGUAAUAAACACGUCAAAUUUAGCUGGGCACAAAUAUCUCAACUUCUUCCUGAUUGCUCUCCUCGAGCUGACCUGCUAUCCAAUCGACUACUUUGUCAUGAAAAGAUUUGGGCGUAAACGACCACUCAUGGCAUAUUUUGUUGGGUCGGCAAUCGCAUGUACAGUUGUGGCUUUUACACCCGUAAAAAUAGGGAGUGGCGUCAGUUUAGUGGUAGUCAUCGUUGCCUUUUCUAUGCUAGGAAGAUAUUUUGUUGGUGGAGUUUUCAACAUCGUCUUUCUGAUUUCGGCCGAGGUUUUCCCAACAGUGUUAAGGAAUAUCGGCUUGGGUGCCUGCUUCACGGUUGGACGAAUUGGAGCUGUUAUCUCACCCUUUCUCGUGCAUCUUAAUACAGUGGCUGAAUGGGUACCGCUGACGAUCUUCGGUGCUGUGUCUCUAGUGGCCGGCCUUCUGGUUUCCCUGUUGCCGGAAACACGCCACACUCACCUUCCUGAAACUAUUAGUGAUGGGGCCCAGCUCGCUAAACCAAAGCCUCCUCCCGCUCACGUAUGAAAAAUAAAACCUAACCGAGCAAACAAAUCGAGAACUUUCAUCCACCUUUAUUCUUAGGUGCUGGAUGGUGCCGUUAUGGUUAAUGCAUACACUUACACUGUUACAGUCUUCAGACAUUGCUCUGCAGUAUAUACUUGCACUCUCAUCAGUUGCGUCGACGGACGUACAUCUUAAAGUUACUCGUGGUCCGCUUCUGCUUGUGGUAGGCACAAAAAGUGACGUCGCUUGCCUGGUCACUUUGACAGUUCCACCGCCUCAGACCAAGAUAAAAUAUCUCUGCCUUGAUAUGCUUAAGAUUCUCUGCAAAGGGAGCCUCCACUCAGUGUAGAGCUGAGACAACAACAAAAAACAGCUUUACCUCAGGGAAAGAAUUUGCUUUGAUACUUGGUCCUCAAAAACUAAAUUUUCUUUAUUCUGAGCCCUGUUCUUUAAACGUUUAUAGUUUAUAUGUGGGAGAUUUGCAUAACUAACUAUACGUUUUCCCGCACAUUCUUUUUCAGGUUUGCUUUGUUCAAAUUCAUAAACGGUUAACUUCAAAUUGGGGCCUUAAAUUCAUGACCUUUCGUUUCUCGUGCUCAAUCUCGCGUUGGUCGAUCAUUUUUGCACGUUUACCAAAAAGCUUCAUAAGUUACUAUAUUUUUCCCGUGAGACAAUUUGACCGUUCGCCAGUGCCAAACUUAGCCUAGACGAAAAAUGUGUUGAAUGUGAUAAAUAAAAACAAAUUUUUGUCCUUCUGAUUGGUUGUUCAACAUUAAAUUCUCGGUUUUGCAAUAAACCGGGCCCAACAAUUCUGAGCGUGGUUGUACAAAUUCGAUGAUUUUCAUCGGAACACUCUUGAAAUUUAUCUAACAAAGACUAUUUCAAUCUUUACAUUGAGUACGUAAUCGGCAGAUAAAGAGAAUUCCAUUUGAAAUCUGACGAAAUCAAAAUAAUGGACACAUGCUGAAACAGAUCAGACACUGGAAUUUCUGGAAUGACAGGCGACUAACUGUAUUGCAACAUUAGCGCAUUCCCGACUUCGAGAGACAAAUUUCAAGUUAACCGUCUAUGAAGGUGAAUGAAAAACGUUUGAAAUAUGUGAGAAAAUAUAUAUUGAGAAAAGGUAGUAAACAAGGUUGCUUUUUUUCUGAAAAAUAAUUCCUUUUAUCAGUGUGUGACGAGUGAGAGGGCUGCAUGUCUAUGGAAUGCAAAUGUAGAAUUUAAAAGUUAAUUUGAAAAAUAACCAAAAUGUAUUGUUUUUAGCCAGCUAGAGGUAAACAGCGCUCCCUUUGGUCGUGUACAUGAGUAAAGCUUUAAAUACAGAGGUUUUUGAAUUACAUGUACCACCAGAUUCCAAGCAGUUUCUUUAGUGUCGUGGAUAGGACGCAUAUCUUGAGUUCACGUGAUGAGCUCCCAGCUGGGUUCAAUUCCUAGCUGUCGACAUUAUUUUUCAUCCCCCCUCUAACAUUUAAUAACAGAGUUUUGGUUAUCUGAUUUGUGACUCUGAAUAAUUUUUGCUCGGGGGAAAAUCCGAAAAUAUAAAAGGGUCUUAUACCCACGUUGUGAAUACGAAGUUCACUGCGACUCUGUUGAUACAGAGCCAGACUAAGAUUUGCCAUGGUCAGCGGCGUAGCCAAGAUUCGGGGGGGUGACUGGAUGUUGGACAUAUACAUGUACAUAAUCGUGAUCUUAUCAGGAUAUGCAUGUGUACAGUUUCCGAAAUGCAAGUUGGGGGGGGGGAUUGGGGACGACGAUUUAUCAUGGGGGGGUGCGCCCCACGCCCCGCCCCCUUAGCCAUGCCGCUGGUCACGGUAAGAAUUGAAAGUCCUACGAAUCAUUUCGUAGCCAGCAAAAUAUCUUUCAGUUAAGUAAUCGUUUAGUUUGCCGGCAACAUCUAAAUAUCUACUGCCUUUACUAAAAGACAAAAGAUGCUAAGCAGUGUUGUGGUCGAGUCCAACAACUUGGACACCAGGUCUCACCAGUUUGAGUCCGAGUCCACAAAAGCUGAGUGCGAGUCCGUCAAAAAGCAUGACACGAAUCGACACUCGGGUAUUUUUUUAUACAUGGCGGGGUUUGCUUGGAAAAUAUUCUGAUUUAAUUGCUUUAAUAAAAAAUUAUCAAGUAAUUUUAUUUUUUUAAGUUUUCUAAUGAAAUGAUCUUUCUGUUAAAAGCAAUCCUGAAAAGUGCAAUCGCACUUAUAAAUACUUUAAUUCAUAUAUCUGCGCACAUCGGUGUAUUUCAACCGAUGUUUAGGCAAUAAGGUUUAGUUAAUUGCAAGUCCUACCUGGAGAUAAUCUGAGAGAUAUUCAAAAUUUUGCAAGACUGCACGCACACAAGAAGCAUUGGCACGUGCAUGUUUGGUUGCAUGGACAGUUUGUGAAGGGAAGCAAUAGAAUAAAUAAUCCAGUGAAACACUCAAAUACUUAA
This is a messenger RNA of Acanthaster planci (crown-of-thorns starfish), 4668 nucleotides long. RefSeq names its product organic cation transporter protein-like. NCBI's taxonomy places the organism in Eukaryota, Metazoa, Echinodermata, Asteroidea, Valvatida, Acanthasteridae. The record is from RefSeq and is a predicted model, not a curated record. Gene Ontology annotation, biological process: transmembrane transport. Gene Ontology annotation, molecular function: transmembrane transporter activity.